Pseudovirgaria hyperparasitica is the source of this 879-nucleotide messenger RNA. RefSeq lists its product as uncharacterized. The transcript has a single exon. The record is from RefSeq and is a predicted model, not a curated record. Bases 233 to 793 code for a protein of 186 amino acids. Lineage: Eukaryota; Fungi; Ascomycota; Dothideomycetes; Acrospermales; Acrospermaceae.
AAUGGCUUGGAAAUAAAGUUCAAUUAACUCUGUAGCCGGCAAGGCUGGUGGGGCUCCUUGAACACAAAUAGAUUCUGGCCAGAAUUCUACGCAGAUGCCAUACUCUAGAACACGUGCCGCGAAGCCAUUCUCCAGGAUCGAACGUGGUUCACAAUAUAGAGUUUAAGCCACGGUCGUCAAUACUUCUGUCAGGCUUCGGGAUCAUUGGCAUUCUCAAAAAAAAAAAAAGGACAUGAAGUUGUCGAAUAAUUUGGCGGCGAACAUCGUGCCGUUAUCCGACGUACGUGAAAGUUGUACAAAACCUCAUGAUCUUUAUACUUUUUGCUACAGGCGAUGGCUUCGACCGCGCAAAACGUGGCCGUGCCGAAGACGCUUCUGGCCCGCUGUCUCCCCUGUUCCCGCAUCGACAUCUCUUCCUCUGUCUCUCUCUUUCCCUCUCCUGAAACCUCGCAUUGUUGGCCACGUGGCGAGGACGCCAUGGCUACUUUGGCUAUAUGCAAGUCAGAUUGACUUAUUUCGUGAAUGGUCCUGCAGUGUGCUUGCCCAGAGCAAAGCUCUAGUUACGUGCGUAGCAGCUUCACCCUGGCAAAAUCAAUUGCACAUAUAUUCAGUGUCGUUUUACAAGACCUACUAUCACGCAUCAUCUGGAAAGCAAGAAAAGCAUGUUCCGAACGAGAAUAUAGGCAAAAGAUGGUCCACCCAAGAUGAAGAAGCAGGCUUCAAGCUUCAUAUCAAGUGCCGAUGUACCCACUCGUGGGGCGUGUGCUGCAGCGGAACUAAAGCCGGCAUCUAACCCUGACGAAUUCAACUGAUUGAUCAUUGUUAUGAAGCCUGCAAGAGACUGUUGUUCCUUCACGAAACAAGCUGCCAGAUGGUCGU